AUGAUCAACGUCGGUUUAAAUGAAACUUGGACAACAGUAGAUUAUUCAACAUUUUCAAAUGAAAUAACAAAUGAUGGAUUAUUAUUUACAUCAUUAGUUAAAGAACAAACCACAAAUGGCUCUCAGUCAACCGUUACUAUAUCUCCAUCUACUUAUUUUACUUCAAUAAAUCUUCCUGACACUGUAACGAACAAUACUAAUUCAGAAGCGAGGAAUAGCUUUGAAGUCAAAGCUUUAUUACAUAAUGAAUUUAUGGCAAAAUCAACGAAAUGGUCAAAACUAUUUAAUCCAUUAUCACUGUUAUUCCAGACGAUAUCAGGAAUGUUCUGCAACACGCAUAUAAAUCUGACUACUGCAUGGAGUCUAACACUUAGAAGUGGUGUGGAAUGCACUUCUGUCAAUCUCAAAAUAAUUAAUACAAAGAAUAAUCAUACAUCUAUGCAUAGUAACUCACCAAAAUCUGUAACAACUAUACAGGUCACAGCAAAACUAGUAGUUAAUAGCUCAAUCAACGUGAUUCUAACACAUCAAAUCCUCACAGGUCUGGACACCAGCGAGUCAACACCACAUGCAAGGCAAUCGUCCACACUAACACCGAGUAGCAGCUCGUCAACAGCAUCUGGACAGACGACAAAUGUGGUCAACACAACACUCGUGACUACUGGUGGAACCGCAAGUCUGGACACCAGCGAGUCAACACCACAUGCAAGGCAAUCGUCCACACUAACACCGAGUAGCAGCUCGUCAACAGCAUCUGGACAGACGACAAAUGUGGUCAACACAACACUCGUGACUACUGGUGGAACCGCAAGUCUGGACACCAGCGAGUCAACACCACAUGCAAGGCAAUCGUCCACACUAACACCGAGUAGCAGCUCGUCAACAGCAUCUGGACAGACGACAAAUGUGGUCAACACAACACUCGUGACUACUGGUGGAACCGCAAGUCUGGACACCAGCGAGUCAACACCACAUGCAAGGCAAUCGUCCACACUAACACCGAGUAGCAGCUCGUCAACAGCAUCUGGACAGACGACAAAUGUGGUCAACACAACACUCGUGACUACUGGUGGAACCGCAAGUCUGGACACCAGCGAGUCAACACCACAUGCAAGGCAAUCGUCCACACUAACACCGAGUAGCAGCUCGUCAACAGCAUCUGGACAGACGACAAAUGUGGUCAACACAACACUCGUGACUACUGGUGGAACCGCAAGUCUGGACACCAGCGAGUCAACACCACAUGCAAGGCAAUCGUCCACACUAACACCGAGUAGCAGCUCGUCAACAGCAUCUGGACAGACGACAAAUGUGGUCAACACAACACUCGUGACUACUGGUGGAACCGCAAGUCUGGACACCAGCGAGUCAACACCACAUGCAAGGCAAUCGUCCACACUAACACCGAGUAGCAGCUCGUCAACAGCAUCUGGACAGACGACAAAUGUGGUCAACACAACACUCGUGACUACUGGUGGAACCGCAAGUCUGGACACCAGCGAGUCAACACCACAUGCAAGGCAAUCGUCCACACUAACACCGAGUAGCAGCUCGUCAACAGCAUCUGGACAGACGACAAAUGUGGUCAACACAACACUCGUGACUACUGGUGGAACCGCAAGUCUGGACACCAGCGAGUCAACACCACAUGCAAGGCAAUCGUCCACACUAACACCGAGUAGCAGCUCGUCAACAGCAUCUGGACAGACGACAAAUGUGGUCAACACAACACUCGUGACUACUGGUGGAACCGCAAGUCUGGACACCAGCGAGUCAACACCACAUGCAAGGCAAUCGUCCACACUAACACCGAGUAGCAGCUCGUCAACAGCAUCUGGACAGACGACAAAUGUGGUCAACACAACACUCGUGACUACUGGUGGAACCGCAAGUCUGGACACCAGCGAGUCAACACCACAUGCAAGGCAAUCGUCCACACUAACACCGAGUAGCAGCUCGUCAACAGCAUCUGGACAGACGACAAAUGUGGUCAACACAACACUCGUGACUACUGGUGGAACCGCAAGUCUGGACACCAGCGAGUCAACACCACAUGCAAGGCAAUCGUCCACACUAACACCGAGUAGCAGCUCGUCAACAGCAUCUGGACAGACGACAAAUGUGGUCAACACAACACUCGUGACUACUGGUGGAACCGCAAGUCUGGACACCAGCGAGUCAACACCACAUGCAAGGCAAUCGUCCACACUAACACCGAGUAGCAGCUCGUCAACAGCAUCUGGACAGACGACAAAUGUGGUCAACACAACACUCGUGACUACUGGUGGAACCGCAAGUCUGGACACCAGCGAGUCAACACCACAUGCAAGGCAAUCGUCCACACUAACACCGAGUAGCAGCUCGUCAACAGCAUCUGGACAGACGACAAAUGUGGUCAACACAACACUCGUGACUACUGGUGGAACCGCAACUGAUACAACGGAUGCGGUUUCAAGCAGCAGAACGCUAAGUGAUCUUCAGACUCCACUGACAACGACUAUUCCGCCAUUUAAAACAUCAUCACUUACAACAAUAAUAUCAACAAAUGUUACCUUAUCCAGUGAAGUACCCUUCAAAAAUCUAACUGAUAGUCAUUCAUCAUCUACAAAAGGAUCACAGAAUUCCAAGGAGACAAGUUCAGCUCAAGAUUAUUCCACAUCUACUACAUUAGUUUCUUUUGUAUUAACAGGCACAACUGAUACAACUACUGAAAAGUCGACAGUGACUUUAGCAACUUAUGUAGACAGAAUUUCAACAGAAUUUCAAAUUAAAGCAGUAUUAUAUACCGUCACAACGGGGAGCUUUGUCUCAUGGUCUGAUGAUUACAGUGACACAAAGUCAUCUUCUUAUAUUCAAUUAUUCAGCAGCUUUUGUUCUCUGGUCUUAAACAGCUUGAAAUCAGGAAAUUCACGAAUAAGUCAAGGUGCAACAUGUACUUCUGUUGUAUUCAGUCGUGUUACUGUUACUAAGCGUUCAAAACGACAAGCUACUAAUGUAACUUCAACAUCAGAUGGAGUGCAAGCAAGUGGAUCAGUUGAACUACAAACAUUGUCUGGUUCACAAUUGAAUCAGGCACAAUUUACAGAAAUAUUACUUAGUGGUUAUAAACAACUUAAUUUAACAUCUGGACAAUACCUUGAUAACAUUGAAUCAACACGUAUUUCUCCAAGAGUUACUUGUUCUCAAACAGUAUCACUGUGUGGUCAACACGCUUCUUGCCGAAAUACUGAUAAUGGUGUCACAUGUACUUGUGAUCCAAUGUGGAAAGAUUCAAAUCCAGAUGAUCCAGGAAAAAAUUGUACAUGUACGUUUUAG
Heterobilharzia americana is the source of this 3315-nucleotide messenger RNA. Lineage: Eukaryota; Metazoa; Platyhelminthes; Trematoda; Strigeidida; Schistosomatidae. The record is from the annotation of a GenBank genome assembly.